GUGACGUCACUGCGGCCCUCUCGCGGCGGGUUCGGGAAGCUCUGACACGUCGCGUUCAGUGUCAAGCGAGACCGCAUCACUGGUGGACGUUAUAUCCUGUUCGGCCCUUCGUCCGUCAACAUCAGCCACCAUGGGGAUCAAGUUCCUUGAGGUGAUAAAACCGUUCUGCGCGGUCCUCCCGGAGAUUCAGAAGCCCGAGCGGAAGGUCCAGUUCAGGGAGAAAGUACUAUGGACUGCCAUCACUCUCUUCAUCUUCCUUGUCUGCUGCCAGAUUCCUUUGUUUGGUAUCAUGAGCUCGGACUCGGCUGAUCCUUUCUAUUGGAUCCGUGUGAUCUUGGCCAGUAACAGGGGCACGCUCAUGGAGCUGGGUAUCUCGCCCAUUGUCACAUCCAGUCUUAUCAUGCAGCUCCUGGCUGGUGCGAAGCUCAUUGAGGUUGGGGACACUCCCAAGGACAGAGCUUUGUUCAAUGGAGCACAGAAGCUCUUUGGUAUGAUGAUCACUGUGGGCCAGGCAAUUCUUUAUGUAAUGACUGGCAUGUAUGGUGAUCCCUCAGACCUUGGUGCUGGUGUCUGCCUCCUCAUUAUCAUCCAGCUGUUUGUUGCUGGCCUCAUUGUGUUGCUGCUUGAUGAACUCCUGCAGAAGGGCUAUGGUCUUGGUUCUGGUAUCUCCCUCUUCAUUGCCACAAACAUUUGCGAGACCAUUGUCUGGAAGGCCUUCUCCCCUGCCACCGUCAACACUGGACGUGGCACAGAAUUUGAGGGUGCAAUCAUUGCUCUCUUCCACUUGCUGGCCACUAGGCAAGACAAGGUUCGAGCUCUCCGUGAGGCUUUCUACCGCCAGAACCUCCCCAACUUGACUAAUCUUCUGGCUACUGUUCUCAUCUUUGCAAUUGUGAUAUACUUCCAGGGCUUCCGCGUGGACCUUCCCAUCAAGUCUGCUCGUUACCGUGGCCAGUAUUCCUCUUACCCCAUCAAGCUGUUCUACACUUCAAACAUUCCCAUCAUCCUCCAGUCUGCUCUUGUCUCCAACCUUUACAUCAUUGCUCAGAUGUUGGCAAACAAAUUCCCAGGCAACUUCUUUGUUGGUCUUUUGGGAACAUGGUCUGAUGUUGGAUCAGGAGGCCCAGGACGCACAUCCUACCCAGUUGGUGGGCUUUGUUACUACAUGUCGCCACCAGAGUCCUUCGGCCAUAUUCUGGAAGAUCCCUUCCAUGCCGUCAUUUACAUUGCCUUCAUGUUGGGCUCCUGUGCCUUCUUCUCCAAGACCUGGAUUGAUGUGUCUGGCUCAUCAGCCAAGGAUGUUGCCAAGCAGCUGAAGGAGCAGCAGAUGGUCAUGCGUGGCCACCGUGAGAAGUCCAUGAUCCACGAACUUAACCGUUACAUUCCUACUGCUGCUGCGUUUGGUGGUCUCUGCAUUGGUGCUCUUUCUGUAUUGGCAGAUUUCCUGGGAGCUAUUGGCUCUGGCACAGGUAUUCUUUUGGCUGUCACGAUCAUUUAUCAGUACUUCGAAAUCUUCGUUAAAGAACAGAGUGACAUGGGAGGAAUGAGCACGCUUCUCUUCUAAGAUAACUGUCCAAGAACCAAUAAUCAUAACAACCAAAUUUGAAGAGAUUAGCCCCACACAGGCAUGCCAACAAUGUUAAGUGUCGAAGUGUUGGUAAUUUUGUGAUAUUUUGAGCAUCAUUUCAAGCAGCACAGUUUGUGUGGAAACUCGUCAAAAUGUUUAAAGUAAUGUAUUACUUUUUUUUUUGUUAUUAUUGGAAUUUUCACUGUAUAAGUGGAUUUAAUUUAUUUUCCCCCCACUGGCCCCCUACCUCCCCACCCCACACAUUGUGGGGCGUUGUACAAGUUUGAUAUUUACAGUGGAGAGUCGGUUCAUCUCUAGGAUCUCUUGGCCUACUUUCUUUGUUAAAGUUUUUGCAAAUGUUUACUUAUGAUGGGAGUCCGCCUUCCAGUUUGGAAAGAGACCUAGUUGUGUGUGACUGUCUGGCAUCACAGUGGAGGUGAAAAGUGCAUUUAUUGCUCCAAGAUGCCUUUCUGUGCUGCCGGUUGGUGCUCUCCGAUGAGUGAGAGGCUGGGAUGCGAGUGAGAAAUAUUGUAUAAAUGAAAUGUGCAAAUGUUUCUACUUUUUACAUAUAAGAAGGAUAAUGUAAUUACAUAAAAAUUGAAAUUUG
Molecule: messenger RNA, 2174 nt
Organism: Penaeus chinensis
Lineage: Eukaryota; Metazoa; Arthropoda; Malacostraca; Decapoda; Penaeidae
Product: protein transport protein Sec61 subunit alpha-like 1
Biological process (GO): post-translational protein targeting to membrane, translocation; SRP-dependent cotranslational protein targeting to membrane, translocation
Cellular component (GO): membrane; Sec61 translocon complex
Molecular function (GO): transmembrane protein transporter activity; ribosome binding; signal sequence receptor activity
Source: RefSeq, a predicted model, not a curated record